Molecule: messenger RNA, 1253 nt
Organism: Rubroshorea leprosula
Lineage: Eukaryota; Viridiplantae; Streptophyta; Magnoliopsida; Malvales; Dipterocarpaceae
Source: the annotation of a GenBank genome assembly
ACCAAUGAGAGACAUUUAGCAUGCCAUUGAUUUCAUCCCAAACAAGCCUGCUUAUCGGAUGAACCCUCAAGAGUAUGCGAAACUUCAACAACAAGUCAAAGAGCUGAUAGAGAAAGGAUUUGUCAAGGAAGGUGUUAGCCCAUGUGCCGUGCCUGUGCUACUAGCCCCAAAGAAAGAUGGAACUAGGAGAAUGUGUGUAGAUAGUCGAGCAGUCAACAAAAUCACUAUCAAUGAUGAAUGGAAGACAGCAUUCAAGACUAGAGAUGGUUUAUACGAGUGGACAGUCAUGCCAUUUGGAUUGUCUAAUGCUCCUAGCACUUUCAUGUGCCUUAUGAACCAGAUCCCUUUUGCUCUGCUCCCCCUGCCCUGCAUUGAGCCUACGCCCUUGCUUGCUGCGCCGAUCCUGCUCCUGCACGCUUCUGCUCCCCCUUGCUUGCUACGCACCGAGCCCAGACCCCUAGCCCUGCUGCCUACGCCCUUGCUUGCUUCGCACCCAAGCCUUAAUCUGCACCAGAUCCCCUCACCCCCUGCCACGCCUGUGCCCUUGCUGCUACACCAUGCCCCUGCCCUUGCCGCCUACGCCCCUACUAUCGCACCGAGCCUGCGCUUCUUGCACUCUGCGCCCAAUCUCGCGCCCCUGCCUCCUGCAUGCUACAGCCAUAUAAAAAAAAACAGCACACAGCAGACAAAAUCAACAUCAUUAGUGAUUGACGGAGCAAGGCUUUUUCAUUUUUAUUUUAUUUUUUUGUUUGGGUAUAUAUAGAGAGCAAAACGCAGAGGUCUGGGUCUUUGGUUGAUUUUGGAGUUUGAUUGUGGAGGUCUAUGGUUGAUUUUUGGAGUUGAUUUGGGGAGUCUCUGUCUGGUUCUUGAGAGCACUAAAGGGAGAUUUUGAAGAAGGGAGGGUUGGUUUUCUUUGGGGAGGUUGGUUGUGGAGAGCACCACCUCUGUCGCUAGUGUUAAAGGGCCGAUUCGAAAGUGAUGAUAUGGGAGAGUACAACAGCAACUUAAGGAGAAGGAAACAUUUUCUGGGUUUGCUUAGGUACUUCCCUAAACAGAGGAAUUUUUGGGAAGGAUGGUGAGGGAGACGAAUGGAGCUUGAUCCCGUGGGUGGGAUCCCUCAUUCCGACCGGAUUUGUCUUCUCCCAGAAAAUUUUUGCCUUGUUUGUUGCAAUUUUUUUUAGAUUUCGAUGUAUUAGGACUGUGUUAGAUGAAGAUAUUGUGAAUGGAAAAAAAAAUCAAACAUGUUCUGAUUG